GAACUACUUUAAAACUAUCACGUGACUUUAUUGUAAAAAAAUCGCAAAACGUCUUAGCUAAAGAUGUCUUCGAUUCAUUAAAAAAAUUAAAAAUCACUGACAAAAUGAAUAACACUCAUUCUUUGAAAAUCGAUGAAAAUGGAAUUACUUUUAAGCAAAACAAUCAAUUACUUGCCUCCAACAAAAAUUCUAAUACUUCUCCAACUAUAUUUUCUGUACAAUCGUCACAUCGUCAGCAGCAGCGUUAUAGUUCAAUGUAUGAAAAUUCUAACUCAGAUAUUUUGACAACGAACAGAUUGCACUUGAACGAUUCCAGCAAUGACCAAAACCUGAGUUAUCUUUCUUCUCACAACAGUAAUGGCUCAAAUUUAUCUUCUGCAUUUAAUAAUCGUCAAAUUCAAGCACCUCAAAUUUAUAAUGCCUCUUUGAAUAGUUCAAACUUAUUGUCAUCUACUGGGGCUGAACACACUCAUAUGUUAUCAAAUCAAGUGAAACAUGAAACAAGUCAAGAAAAUCAAACUUACAGUCAGCACAUCAGAAUCGGUAUUGUAUCAUCUGAUUCUUCAACAGGAUCAACUUCUAAUAUCCAAUCAAACUCAAUGAGUUAUUCUCAAUCUACUAUGGGUUUGCAAUAUUCAACAUCUGGUUCAUUUCAGACCUCAAACAACACUUUGGUGACAUUGGAAAGUCAGCAAGGUGGCCACCAACCCACUUAUGUUAUACUCCAAGCACCUGAUGGAGAAGGAGGUGGUCAGUCACAAAUGUUUAUUGCUAUGCAUGCUCCUGGUUUAUCAAAUCAAGAUCCACAGCAACAGCACCAACCAUAUGUCACUUUGCAACCUGUUGAUGAAAAUGAUUUAGCAAAUGCUGGUUUAGUACAAGAAGGAAUGAGUUUACAGCAAGUUGUUAUGGCUAGCUCUUCAAAUAUUAAUGUCGAUAGCAAAUCUUUAAGUUCAGAAAAUGGACAACAGGUUGUUUUAAGUAUACCAAGUCAGCAAUCAAUUCUUCAACAAACAGGAAAUGGGCAACCAAUGGUUGCUUAUCUGCAAUCUCUUGAUCAUGGUCAAGUAAUAAUGGCUGCAAGUGAUUUAUCAGGAAAUUUAACAUUACAUAAUGUUACUAGUCUUAGUAAUAAAAGAAACAUUUUGUCUGCUGCUCGCUCUGCAGCUUCUGCAGUUGGUUUGGCGCCUCGUAGAAGACUAAGUACAGAUCCACGUAGUUGUGAACAAUGUGGAAGAUGUUUCAAAUAUCCUUCUGAUCUUAAAAAGCAUUUACAAAUACAUACAGAUGUAAAAAAAUUUGAGUGCGAUGAAUGCCCUCGCACUUUUCGACGUUUGCAUCAGUUGAAUGUUCACAAGAGGAUACAUACAGGAGAAAAACCCUACGUUUGCAACAGGUGUGGAGCACAAUUUCGUCAUGAUUCUACACUUACAAUGCACAUUCGUACUCGGCAUGAUCAUUUAAAACCAUUUACUUGUGAUGGAUGCGGUAAAAAGUUUGGGCGAAUGUCACAUUUACGGAAGCAUCAAAGAAACGUCUGUGGGCGAAACGAAGUUCGCGGGACAACAGUAUAUUGCAAAUAUUGCGCCAUGCAGUUUGCGAAAAAAUCUGAUUUAAAAACUCACUUUAUGCUAUGUGAAAAAAAGCCUGACCCAAUCGAAAAAGAAAUACUUUCACCAACUCCGUUUAUAUGUGACUGCGGAAAAGAAUUCAAUCGUGUGUACGAUUUCAAGAGGCAUCAACUAUCUCAUUCGGACGAAAAACCCUAUGGAUGUCCUCAAUGCGGUAAAAUGUUUAAAGAACGUUCGUCUCUUAAUAAACAUGUGAAACGAAUGCACUGUAGCGAAGGCGAUGGCACAAUUCCUAUAGAUGAUGACGGAGUUAUUGCUGGAGAUGAUGACGAUGAUGAAGAAGAAGACGACGAGAUGUCUGGAGAAGAACACGAGCUCACAUCGACUGAUAUUAUUGUAUCGUUAUCUAUGACUGGAAAUGAUGGUACUCAGUCUAAAACUGCUACAGUAGCAGCACAAACAUUAGCUCAAGCAGGUAUAAUUACCUCAUCUGAUGGUCGAGUCAUGACUGCAAGCGGACACCCGUUAACUGCAGCUGAAAUUCUUAACUUUCCAGAGGUAGCUGAAGCUCUUGGUAUAAAUUCAAGUAUUCAUGCAACAGUGCUUGAAACUGAUGAUAACUCGACAAUGAUUGCUAUUACUCAAGCAAACGAGUUGGAAACGAGUGAAGUUUCCAUGGAAAUGGAACAGAAUAUGAUCCAAGAUAAUUUGAUUUGUUCAACAUCUGGUCAUUAUAUGUCUUCUUCAGAUAGUUUAAGCAUGAAUCGGGUUACAACGGGACCCGAAAAUUCUGAUUUGCCUACAAUGUAUAGUUCCGAUAAUACUGAUAUGUAUAAUGGCGACAAUAGCGUAGAUUACUCGAGCUCACUAGACAAUAAUAUGACCUUUAAACAAGAGGAUACUGAGCGUUACUUAAAAGUGGAAAACGAUUUUAAUACUGUUGACGAUGAGCAAAAUUCGAACUACAAUCCUCAAAUUUUGAGUGAAGAUUCUACAGACGAUAAUUUAGUAUUAAAUUCCGUUUAAUAUUUUUUAAAUCGA
Hydra vulgaris (swiftwater hydra) is the source of this 2612-nucleotide messenger RNA. RefSeq names its product zinc finger protein 1. Lineage: Eukaryota; Metazoa; Cnidaria; Hydrozoa; Anthoathecata; Hydridae. The record is from RefSeq and is a predicted model, not a curated record.